This is a messenger RNA of Oreochromis niloticus (Nile tilapia), 1493 nucleotides long. It is a transcript of the gene otc, whose product is annotated as ornithine transcarbamylase. The record is from RefSeq and is a predicted model, not a curated record. The transcript has 10 exons. The coding region runs from base 1 to 1071 and encodes 356 amino acids. Gene Ontology annotation, cellular component: mitochondrion. Gene Ontology annotation, biological process: L-citrulline biosynthetic process. Gene Ontology annotation, molecular function: amino acid binding; ornithine carbamoyltransferase activity. Lineage: Eukaryota; Metazoa; Chordata; Actinopteri; Cichliformes; Cichlidae.
AUGUCUCUGAGGCUGUUUUCUGCAAAAAGCUCGCUUUCCAGAUGUUUCAAAUCUCUGCACAGCUGUUCAGCACGAGCGUUUGGGGCCGGAGCUGCUUGCCUCGGCUCGGUGAAUUUAAAAGGUCGCAGCUGUCUUACUCUGAAGGAUUUCAGCUCAGAUGAAAUCAAGAAGCUGCUGUGGGUCUCCGGAGACCUUAAGCAUCGGAUUAAGCAUGAAAAACAGUAUUUGCCUCUUCUACAAGGAAAGUCGAUUGCAAUGAUAUUUGAGAAGAGGAGCACCAGAACAAGAAUGUCCACAGAAACAGGUUUUACUUUGCUGGGUGGACAUCCCUGUUUCCUUACCUCACAGGACAUCCACCUGGGAGUGAAUGAGAGCUGCACAGAUACAGCCAGGGUUCUCUCUGGACUCUGUGAUGUUGUUUUGGCUCGUGUGAACAGCCACUCGACGCUGGAGGAGCUAGAUAGGGAGGCUUCAAUCCCCAUCAUUAACGGACUGUCAGAUCUGUAUCACCCAAUCCAGAUUCUGGCUGACUUCCUGACCUUACAGGAGCAUUACGGAUCCCUUAAUGGCCUAACGGUGAGCUGGAUUGGAGAUGGCAACAAUGUCCUCCACUCCUUCAUGAUGACCGCAGCCAAACUCGGAGUUCAUCUUAAGGCUGCUACACCGAAGGGGUACGAGCCAGACAAGAGCGUUACUGAAGAGGCACACAGGCUCGCCAAACAGCAUGGUACCCAGUUCAUUCUGACCUCUGACCCCAUGGAGGCUGCCCGUGACAGCAAUGUCUUGGUCACUGACACCUGGGUCAGCAUGGGACAGGAAGAGGAGAAGAAAAAGAGGCUCAAAGACUUCCAUGGAUACCAGAUUUCUAUGCAGACAGGAAGUGUGGCCAAGUCAGACUGGACCUUCCUGCACUGUCUCCCUCGGAAAAUGGAGGAGGUAGAUGAUCAGGUGUUCUACUCAUCCCGCUCUCUUGUCUUUUCGGAGGCAGAGAAUAGAAAAUGGACCAUCAUGGGCCUCAUUGUUUCUCUUCUGACCGACUACACGCCACGGAUCCCCAUGCUGAAGUUUUAACAUCAGUUAUUAAGAGGGACUAAGCUUUUCUGUGGCAUGGGAUGACUUCAAAGAAGACUGUGGCAAUGCUGGCAUAUUUUUACUUUUUGAUAGAGCUGCCAUGUGGGAGUGUGGGGCUGUGGUAUGCUUCUGUUUAUGUGUAGUAGGUCUGUGUGUGAAAGUGCAUUGCAAGGUUAGAGAACCCAGGACUCUCUUAUUGCUCACAGUUCUUACUUCACUCUUGUGUGAUGUGUCACCACAGCUGCCAUAAAACUUCAGUGAAGAUUAAGAACUAGAGGUUAAUCCAUAAACAAAAUACUUCCAACAACUGUUCACUGAUUUUGUAAAUGUUUAGUACAUAUCUGGAAUUUGCAAUACACCAAUGAUACAGAGAUAUUGUUUAAUAAAAUGUAUUUUGUGACCAAGGGCCUCACCUGAAACCA